UUACUAACCCUGCCCACUUCUCCCGCGGCCUGCCUAUAAAGCCGGGCAGCCGGCUCUCCUGCGGCUCCUUCUGCUAGUGCUACCACGCUUCUUUCUUUUGCGCUUGGAACCGGUUGCUUGACUUUGCUUGCUGACGGCGGCGGUGCACGGAUAAGGAGAAAAUGGCCUCUGGUAAUGCUCAUAUUGGAAAGCCAGCUCCAGACUUCCAUGCUACAGCAGUGGUGGAUGGAGCCAUCAAGGAACUAAAGUUGUCGGACUACAAAGGUAAAUAUGUAGUUUUCUUCUUCUAUCCUCUGGAUUUCACCUUUGUCUGCCCCACGGAGAUUGUAGCUUUCAGUGACAGAGCUGAAGAGUUCCGCAAGAUUAACUGUGAGGUUAUUGCUGCUUCUGUUGACUCGGAGUUCACCCACUUGGCCUGGAUCAAUACACCAAGAAAGGAAGGGGGCUUGGGCUCCACAAACAUCCCACUAGUGGCAGAUGUAAACCACAACAUUGCCAAGGAAUAUGGAGUACUGAAGGUGGAGGAUGGCAUUGCACACAGAGGUCUGUUCAUCAUUGAUGACAAAGGGAUUCUGCGGCAGAUCACAGUGAAUGACCUACCUGUGGGGCGUUCUGUAGAUGAGACAUUGCGCCUGGUGCAGGCCUUCCAGUUCACAGACCAGCAUGGUGAAGUGUGCCCAGCUGGCUGGCAACCUGGUGGUGACACGAUCAAGCCAACUGUGAAAGACAGCAAGACCUUCUUUGCCAAGCAACAGUAGGCUUGUCUCCCAUGACUGCUGUGCUUCUGAAGGAAACUGAUCUAAUGUGAAGGGUUGUCUCAUACGGAAUCUUCCCAAUUUAGGGUGGGGGGGGAGGCUCUCUUGGGGAACUGGGGUACAGACGAGUCUCCCAUGGGUAGUUAUUAGUAGAGGUAGCUGGAAUAUGCAUUUGAGUAGGGCAACCUUUGUUCAUGCCUCAAUAAAAGUUGUGGUUAAAAUAA
Molecule: messenger RNA, 979 nt
Organism: Hemicordylus capensis (graceful crag lizard)
Lineage: Eukaryota; Metazoa; Chordata; Lepidosauria; Squamata; Cordylidae
Gene: PRDX2
Product: peroxiredoxin 2
Exons: 6
Coding region: 162-758 (198 amino acids)
Biological process (GO): cell redox homeostasis; removal of superoxide radicals; leukocyte activation
Cellular component (GO): cytosol
Molecular function (GO): thioredoxin peroxidase activity
Source: RefSeq, a predicted model, not a curated record